Messenger RNA from Panicum virgatum (switchgrass), 1108 nucleotides. RefSeq names its product transcription factor bHLH51-like. The transcript has 3 exons. The record is from RefSeq and is a predicted model, not a curated record. NCBI's taxonomy places the organism in Eukaryota, Viridiplantae, Streptophyta, Magnoliopsida, Poales, Poaceae. Gene Ontology annotation, biological process: regulation of DNA-templated transcription. The coding region runs from base 270 to 1031 and encodes 253 amino acids. Gene Ontology annotation, molecular function: protein dimerization activity; DNA-binding transcription factor activity.
GUGGAGAGAGAAACAUGAAGAUAUAUAUAGAGAGUGGUUGGCCAGUAAAAAGAGAGGUGGGCACUGCAGCAUACGCCUAUCAUCAUACGUAUUAUAAGAUGAUCACAUCUCACACACAAGCAUAUCACCCAUCCUAGAGAAUAGAGAUGAGAUGACAAGGCGACGUUGCAUCACAUAUUCUGCCUUUUUGUUUUUGUUUGAUUCAUUCAGAACAUUCGCCUUUCUUGUUGCAAUGACAAGAACCUGCUGGUGAGGUGAUGCUUGGCUGAAUGGCUGGAUGCCAACCUCUGCAAGAAGGCAAGGAACCGCAGGGGCUGCAGCCGUACGAUGCCUGCGAUCCUUCGGUGUUCAUAGGGCCAGUUCUGCUGCCCCGGCAGGCCAGAUCGGGCCCUCCGGCGCCGCCGGAGAUGUCAUCGUCGUCGGGGUCUGGUAGGAGCGCGACGGAGGCGAGGGCUCUGAAGAUCCGCAGCGAGGCCGAGCGGCGCCGCCGGGAGAGGAUCAAUGCUCAUCUGACUACGCUUAGGAGGAUGGUCCCUGAUAUUAGGCAGAUGGACAAGGCCACCUUGCUUGCGAGAGUGGUAGACCAAGUGAAGCUGCUGAAGAGGAAAGCAAGUGAGGCCACUCAAAGCAUGGCCCUCCCACCGGAGACCAACGAAGUCUCCAUCGAGCUCCACACCGGCAACAACGGCGUCGUCGUCGCCGGCACCGACAAGAUGAUCUACAUGAAGGCCUCCAUCAGCUGCGACGACCGGCCGGACCUCAUCGCCGGGCUCACCCAGGCGUUCCAUGGCCUGAGGCUGAGGACAGUGAGGGCGGACUUGACCUCGUUAGGAGGAAGGGCGCAGCAUGUGUUCGUGCUGUGCAGGGAGGAAGGCUGGGGCAGUGCAGGCGCAAGCCUCAGGUCUCUGAAGGAGGCUGUCAGGCAGGCGCUGGCCAGGGUCGCUUCCCCAGAAAUGGCAUAUGGGAGUAGUUCCUUUCAGAGCAAGAGGCAGAGGAUUCUGGAGUCACGUUGCUCAAUUAUGUCCAUAUAGAUGAUUUUUAGGCCUGGUUUAGAUCACUUUGUAUUUUGGAUUUUUAGAAGAAAAUCUUCAACAUUUAAAAUAUUAAA